Messenger RNA from Brassica rapa (field mustard), 1479 nucleotides. RefSeq names its product serine/threonine-protein kinase ATG1t. The record is from RefSeq and is a predicted model, not a curated record. Gene Ontology annotation, biological process: autophagosome assembly; regulation of autophagy; protein autophosphorylation. Gene Ontology annotation, cellular component: cytosol; autophagosome; membrane. Lineage: Eukaryota; Viridiplantae; Streptophyta; Magnoliopsida; Brassicales; Brassicaceae. Gene Ontology annotation, molecular function: ATP binding; protein serine/threonine kinase activity.
ACUUUGUGGGUUGAUAUAAAGCCUGAUAAUUGUAUCCGAACUUUCCUAACCAAAUCAACUUUCCGGUUUAGGUUCGGUUCUGUUUUCUGAACCGCUUUCGGUUCGAUUCCUUUUAAUCUUCUUCUCAUAAUCGCAUACUUGAAACGACGUCGUAACAACGUUUUUUUGUGUCUCUUUUUGUUAGAAGAAGCGAUGGAAUCUUUGCCGGAAGGAGAUAGUGAUGAUCUAUGGUAACGAUGGAUGAAUACAAAGCGAAAUCGAAGCUGAGCGAGAGCUCAACCUCCACCGUCUGGCUAGCGAAGCACAUGUUAACCGGAGAAGAAGCGGUGAUGAAGUGUUUCGAUCUCUCGAAGCUCAAUCACAAUCUCAGAAUCUGUUUGGAAAACGAGCUCGAUUUUCUAUCUUCCGUCGAUCACCCCAACAUCAUCCGCCUCCUCCGAGUUCUCCAGGAGAAGGACUUACUCAUCAUGAUUCUCGAGUAUUGCGACGGUGGAACUCUAUCUUCGUACAUCAAGCGUCACGGGAGAGUUCAAGAACAUAUCGCCAGAAGAUUCAUGAAGCAAAUUGGAGCUGGUUUAGAAAUCAUUCAUGAUAAUCACAUCAUCCAUAGGGAUCUUAAACCAGAGAACAUUUUACUAGCUGGAUCAGGUGAUGAAUCGGUGUUGAAGAUAGCUGAUUUUAGUCUAUCAAGAAAGCUGCUUCCGGGAAAGUAUCUAGAGACAGUGUGUGGUUCUCCGUUUUACAUGGCUCCUGAAGUUCUUCAGUUUCAGAGAUACAAUGAAAAGGCUGACAUGUGGAGCGUAGGAGCAAUUCUUUUCGAGCUUCUUCAUGGCUAUCCACCUUUCAGUGGUUUUAAGGAACAUCAAAUCUAGUUUAUCUUGUCCUUUCUCUCGGUCCAUUGUUCAGCAGUUGCAUCCAGAUUGCAUCGACGUAUGUUCAAGGCUGCUUUCUACUAACCCAGGUACAUAAAAAAAAAUCGCCCAUUUUUUGGUUUAUAUAUCGCUGCAUAUUCAGUUAGGAAUGGCAAUUGGGACAACCCGCCCCGCCGUGGCCCGCCCCGCUGCGGUCUCUAUCUCUGGCGGAUCUUUGCGGGUCAGCCCGCCGUAACCCGCGGUUCCCAAACCUCUACCCAAACCCGCCCCGCUUGCUAUAUAGGACUUUGCGGUCCGGCCCGCGGGUAGUGAAAAUGCUGUCCUCAUUUCUUUGUUGUUGCUUGACUCGUGUGGUGGUGGUUCAUGUGUGUCUAAUUUUGUAGUAAAGCUUCUCAGCACAUCUAGUGACAUUAAAAAAAAAAGAUAAGAAGGUUGGUUGUCAAGCUUUUUAAUGAGACCAAACAAGUGGUAUACAAUGGGUGCAUACCUCUCACAAGUUACGAGUUUUUUAUAACCAUCAUCAUCAAGCAACUUAUAAGACAAAUGACAAUUAACAGUAAAACUUUAAAACAAUUAACCGUAAAACUUUAAAACUGAUAACUUCUUA